AUGAAGCCAAUCUUCCAUGCGAUCCAACGAAACGACGUUCCAGCUUUUCAGCGUUUGGUGAAAGAGACAGAAUCGUGUCUGGAAGAGAGAAGCGAGGAAGAACACAGCAACACGGUGUUGCACAUGGCUGCUAAGCACGGACACAGAGAACUCGUCUCAAUGAUCAUCCAACUCCGACCUUCCCUCAUCUUUUCCCGUAACGCUUACGGAAACACUCCUUUGCAUCUCGCUGCUCUCCUUGGAGACGUCAACACAGUUAUGAACAUGUUAGAGUUUGGAUUGGAAGCGUGUUCCGCAAGAAACAACAACAACCAAACACCCCUCCACUUGGCUUGCCGCAGCAUCUCCAUGGAGGCUGCCAGUCUCAUUGCGGAAAAGACUCGAUCAAUUGGCCUCGAUGAACUCAAGUUCGCCAUAUCAAGUGGUUCCACUUGUAUUGCAGAGAUUAUACUAGAGAGAUUCCCAGACCUAGCUAAGGAAGAAGCUUGGGCGGUGGAAGGCUACUCGUUAUCGACGCUACUGCAUCAUGCGUGUGACAGAGGAGACAUUGAACUGACAAGUAUAUUGCUAGGGCUCGAUCAAAGACUUGAAGAAGCUCUUAACACCAACGGUUUAUCACCUCUGCAUCUAGCGGUCCUCAGAGGCUCUGUUCUAAUCCUAGAGGAGUUCCUAGAAAACGCUCCAUUGUCUUUCGCCACACUCACGACGUCAAAAGAGACGGUCUUUCAUCUCGCUGCGCGGAACAAGAACAUAGAUGCCUUUGUUUUCAUGGCAGAGCGUGUGGGCAUUAACAGCCAAACCCUUAUGCAGCAAACAGAUGCAAAUGGCAACACUGUCUUACAUGUUGCUGCCUCCGUGGCUUCUUGUGCUCCGCUGAUACGUUACAUUGUUGGUAAGAAGAUAGUAGAUAUCAACUAUAGGAACAAGUUGCGUUUUGCAGCAUUUCACCUUCUCCCUCAAGAAGCCGAAGACUAUGAGCUGUUAUCAACCUGGCUGAAGUUGGACACCGAGCUGGAUUCUGAUCAGAGCAGUGAAGAAGACGAUGUACACUCUAAAGUCUCUAAUCCAUACCACAAACGAUCUCUGGAACGCGUUAAGUCUUUAGAGAUCUCCGGAAGCUGUAAAGAGAACGAGGUGACACGUUUGCUUAAGAUAAUCGAAGCGAACACAUCAGAGAUAGCACAGAUAAAACGAGGCAAGAAAGUUUCUUAUGCCGGUGGAUUAAAUCCUCCGGGAGGCGUCUACGAAGAGGGACCAUGGAGAGGGAAGUCGAUGGUAGGCAGAACGGCAGCUUUUAAAGUCUUUGCGAUAUGCAACAACAUCGCACUCUUCACGUCCUUGUGCAUCGUUAUUCUGCUCGUUAGCAUCAUACCUUACAAGAGGAAACCUUUGAAGAAACUACUGGUGGCCACGCACAGGAUGAUGUGGGUUUCUGUAGGGUUCAUGGCAACGGCUUUUGUUGCGGCGUCUUGGGUGACCAUACCGCAUUACGACGGAACAAGCUGGUUGUUUCCGGCCAUUGUAUCGGUCGCUGGUGGAUCGUUGACGGUGCUCUUUUCUUAUCUCGGAGUUGAGACCAUUGGUCAUUGGUUCAAGAAGACGAACCGUGUUUGUGUUGGAGAUUUCCCGUUUUAUAUUUUCCCAAAAAAGCGUGCCUUUGCAAGGAUAGCCUCCAAAGUAAAUAAAAGUGAAAGAGGCAUGCCUUCCUUUGCAAAGACCAGCUCAGAUUUGGCCGCCUCCGAAAAAUCAGGCUAUUUCACCUAUUGA
Molecule: messenger RNA, 1767 nt
Organism: Microthlaspi erraticum
Lineage: Eukaryota; Viridiplantae; Streptophyta; Magnoliopsida; Brassicales; Brassicaceae
Source: the annotation of a GenBank genome assembly